Messenger RNA from Gossypium raimondii (Peruvian cotton), 3918 nucleotides. RefSeq names its product leucine-rich repeat receptor-like tyrosine-protein kinase PXC3. Gene Ontology annotation, molecular function: protein binding; protein kinase activity; ATP binding. The record is from RefSeq and is a predicted model, not a curated record. Gene Ontology annotation, biological process: protein phosphorylation. NCBI's taxonomy places the organism in Eukaryota, Viridiplantae, Streptophyta, Magnoliopsida, Malvales, Malvaceae. The transcript is spliced from 2 exons. The coding region runs from base 181 to 2838 and encodes 885 amino acids.
AGCUGUGAUGUUUUUCAUCCAUAUGAAAGUUGCUGUCUUUAGCUCCAACCUCACAGCUUCUUCGUCUAAAAUUUGAGAUUUGGAGCCAAAAUUGAAGGGAAAACGUAAUGUGGGUUCUAAUCAGCAAGUGAUUGUAUUUGUUGUUGAAUUUUCAUUUGAUAAAAAGAUAAAGCUCAAAUAAUGGCAUAUUUGUACUUGUCAUUUUUGCUUGUUUGGUUUCUAUCGAAAUCAUUUCUUGGGGAGGCUCAGCUCAAUGACCAAGCUACAUUGUUAGCCAUUAAGGAAGAGCUUGGGGGUGUAGCAGGUUGGGGUGAUAACCAAACAGAUUACUGUCGCUGGGAAGGUAUUCGUUGUGGCUUGAACCAUUCCCUUGUUGAAAGACUGGAUCUUUCUAGGCGUAUGCUUAGAGGUAAUGUUACUCUCAUCUCUAAUCUUAAAGCAUUGAAGGAGCUUGACCUUUCUUAUAAUAACUUCAAUGGACGGAUUCCUUCAGCUUUUGGGAAUUUAUCUGAGCUUGAAUAUCUGGAUCUGUCAUUGAAUAAGUUUGAAGGUUCUAUUCCAGUGGAGUUGGGUGGCCUUAGAAACCUUAGAUCAUUGAACUUGUCAAACAACUUUCUUGUAGGAAAGAUACCUCAAGAACUUGAGAUGCUAGCAAAGUUGCGGGAUUUUCAGAUUUCUGGCAAUAGAUUGAAUGGUUCUAUUCCCCAUUGGGUUGGCCGUUUGACCAAUUUGAGAGUUUUUACAGCCUAUGAGAACCAGUUAGUUGGUAAGAUUCCUGAUAAUCUAGGUUUGGUUUCUGAACUGGUGUUGCUAAACCUUCAUUCAAACCAGCUUGAUGGGUCAAUACCAAAAAGCAUAUUUGCCAUGGGGAAGCUUGAAAUUUUGGUUCUCACCCAGAAUGGACUUACUGGUGAGCUUCCUGAAGAAGUUGGUAAUUGCAGAGGCCUUUCUAGUGUUCGUAUUGGGAAUAAUAAACUUGUUGGCACCAUUCCCAGGACCAUUGGAAAUGACACUAGCCUCACAUACUUUGAGGCAGAUAACAACAACCUCUCUGGUGAAAUUGUCUCGGAGUUUGCGCUGUGUACUAAUCUUACACUCCUAAACUUGGCCUACAAUGGAUUUACAGGAAUAAUUCCGCCGGAGAUUGGACAACUUAUGAAUCUUCAAGAGUUGAUUCUUUCUGGAAACAGUCUGUCUGGGGAUAUUCCGAGAUCAAUUCUGGGGUGCAAGAAUCUUAACAAGCUUGAUUUAAGCGAGAACCAGUUUAAUGGUACUAUACCAAAUAAAAUUUGUAAUAUGACAAGAUUGCAAUACUUGCUCUUGGAUCAGAACUCAUUCAAAGGGGAAAUACCUCAUGAGAUUGGGAAUUGUGUGAAACUGCUUCAUUUGCAGCUUGGCAACAACUUUUUCACUGGAAGUAUUCCUCCUGAGAUCGGUCGUAUUCGCAACUUGCAGAUAGCUCUAAAUUUGAGCUUCAAUCGUCUCCACGGUCAAUUGCCAUCAGAAUUAGGGAAACUAGAUAAGUUGGUCUCUCUGGAUGUCUCCAGUAAUCAGCUUACUGGUAAUAUUCCACCAGCAUUUAAAGGCAUGUUGAGCUUGAUAGAAGUCAAUUUCUCAAAUAAUUUUCUCACUGGUCCGAUCCCGACAUUCGUACCAUUCCAGAAAAGUCCGGAUUCAAGCUUUCAAGCAAAUAAAGGGCUCUGUGGGGAGCCAUUGAGCUUCACAUGUGCAAACUCUGAUCCUGCGGACUACCACCAUACUGUCUCUUACAGGAUCAUACUAGCUGUUAUCGGUUCAGGUCUAGCGGUUUUUGUAUCGGUCAGUGUAGUGGUGGUCCUGUUUAUGAUGAGGGAGAGACAAGAGAAGGCCACAAGAAGCGUAGAGAUUGAAGAUGAAGGAACCAGUGACCAGCCAACCAUCAUAGCAGGGACUGUGUUUGUCGAGAAUCUCAGGCAGGCUGUAGAUCUAGAUGCUGUAGUCAAAGCCACUUUAAAGGAUUCAAACAAAAUCAACAAUGGGACUUUCAGCACCAGUUACAAGGCAGUUAUGCCUUCCGGAUUGAUUUUGUCAGUAAAGAGACUGAAGUCGAUGGAUAGGACCAUAGUUCAUCAUCAAAACAAGAUGAUUAGGGAGCUGGAAAGACUAAGCAAGCUUUGUCAUGAUAAUCUCGUACAUCCUAUUGGUUUCGUCAUCUAUGAAGAUGUCGCUCUUCUGUUACAUCAUUAUUUACCAAAUGGCACACUUGCACAACUUCUUCACGAAUCGUCGCAGCAGUCAGAGUAUCAGCCUGACUGGCCCAAAAGACUAUCAAUAGCCAUUGGAGUAGCAGAAGGAUUGGCUUUUCUCCAUCAUGUGGCAGUUAUCCACCUUGAUAUAUCUUCGAGCAAUGUACUUUUAGAUGCGGACUUUAAGCCAUUGGUUGGGGAGAUCGAAAUAUCAAAGCUCUUAGAUCCAUCCAAAGGUACUGCAAGUAUCAGCGCUGUUGCUGGUUCCUUCGGCUACAUUCCCCCAGAAUACGCAUAUACAAUGCAAGUCACCACUCCUGGAAAUGUGUAUAGCUAUGGUGUGGUGUUGCUUGAGAUCCUCACCACACGAUUGCCUGUGGAUGAGGAUUUUGGGGAAGGAGUAGACUUAGUAAAAUGGGUUCAUGGUGCUCGAGCAAGAGGGGAGACCCCUGAGCAGAUACUUGAUGCAAGACUUAGCACGGUUUCCUUUUGGUGGAGGAGAGAAAUGCUUGCAGCUUUGAAGGUAGCUUUACUCUGCACUGACACCACACCUGCAAAACGACCCAAGAUGAAGAAGGUAGUGGAAAUGCUCCAAGAAGUGAGGCAAAAUUGAUCCACAAUUAUCUUAUCUGCUUUCUCAGCCAUUUAAGACGGGAAUAUAUCCAUAUUGAGGCUUGGAUAUGUAUGUCCCAACCAACUCCAUUUUGAGUAAUUCAUUUAUCUAAACAAGUGGGCGAAGGGGGUGGCAGGAGGGCGGCUCAAACAAGAACAACCUACCUUAAGAUGCCUUCGAUUGUAAUAUCCAAAGUUUUUGGUUUCCGAACUUGCUAGAUAUGAUUUUCUUUUCUUUAACGGAGUUUCAAUCGUAUACUAAAUUAUCAAAACCAGCAUCCUCUGAUUGUCGCAUUGCAAUAUGCUCUCUGUCAAAACACCAAACAGUUGAGACAUAAUGCAGGGAGUGACUUAAGUUCGGAUCAAACCAACUCGUAAGUGUUGUACAACUUAAUAUUAUAAACAGUAAAGUAAUAAACAACCCAGCCGUUGGGUUGUCCACCUCGAUCUACUCAGACAACUACAAUUUGUGUCAAAACACAAUUGGGAGAGUUGUAACUGAUGAUAGAUGAGAAUCCGAAACAACCCAUUUGUAUUCAUUCAUUGACUAUAUAUUAAGGAGUGAUCCCACACACCUUUAUUAAUGCAAACCAAACUGCAAAUGAUUUUUUCCUGUAACCACACUCCAAGCAUUUGAUUAUACGAGGCCAGAUGUCAUUAUUUAUUUGCAACAUUAAAAUUUGUUUUGUCAAUGAAACCCGGAGUGCCAAAACAAAAGUUUGGUACUGCUUUGCAGAUGCUUAUUAAGAUCUUGUACGAUUGACAACAUCUGGUCGAUCUGACCGAAUUUUGACCUUUUAAAAGAGUACAGACAUAUUUAGGAACCAAGAACUACUCUUAAAUGCAAAGCCGGAUUAACCCAAGUCUAAUUCAACAAUUUCUUCACAGCGAAUGUAAAAUCAAACUGAAACUUUGACUAAAAUACAAGCAAAUAUUACGUCAUUCAGAACCCGACUUAACAAUGAAAUUCUGGCGGCUGAUGGGAUUCAUCACCACAGGUGGACCGGCAGUGCGAGGCCAUGCCUGAAAUUUCUUGUCAGUUUCUUCCCACCAUUCCUUGUUGGAAACAGUGUUGGGUGUA